Triplophysa rosa is the source of this 3867-nucleotide messenger RNA. RefSeq names its product hepatocyte growth factor-regulated tyrosine kinase substrate (gene hgs). The record is from RefSeq and is a predicted model, not a curated record. Bases 97 to 2412 code for a protein of 771 amino acids. NCBI's taxonomy places the organism in Eukaryota, Metazoa, Chordata, Actinopteri, Cypriniformes, Nemacheilidae. Gene Ontology annotation, molecular function: metal ion binding; phosphatidylinositol binding; ubiquitin binding. The transcript is spliced from 21 exons.
ACACGCAGACGUGCGUGACUCACCCGGCAGUGAAACUGCACACAAAAACAGCAAAACAGAUCGUCCAGUUAUCAGAUCCAUUAUAAGAGAUCAGACAUGGGCAAAGGCGGCGGUACAUUUGACAGACUGCUGGAUAAAGCCACCAGUCAGCUGCUGCUGGAGACAGACUGGGAAUCUAUUUUGCAGAUAUGUGACCUCAUUCGUCAAGGCGAUACACAGGCAAAAUAUGCGAUUGGUGCCAUUAAGAAAAAACUCAAUGACAAAAACCCACAUGUGGCACUCUAUGCUCUUGAGGUUCUGGAGUCAGUGGUGAAGAACUGUGGUCAGACAAUUCAUGAUGAAGUGGCCAGUAAGCAGACAAUGGAAGAGCUGAAGGAGCUGUUUAAGAAUCAGCCCGAGCCGAACGUGAAGAACAAAAUCCUUUAUCUGAUCCAGGCGUGGGCCCAUGCUUUCCGCAACGAGCCCAAGUACAAAGUCAUCCAGGACACCUAUCAGAUCAUGAAGGUGGAAGGUCACGUCUUCCCAGAAUUCAAGGAAAGUGAUGCCAUGUUUGCAGCAGAGCGGGCCCCUGAUUGGGUGGAUGCAGAGGAGUGUCACAGAUGUAGGGUUCAGUUUGGAGUCAUGACCCGAAAGCAUCACUGCAGGGCAUGUGGGCAGAUCUUCUGUGGGAAGUGCUCUUCUAAAUACUCCACCAUUCCUAAGUUUGGCAUUGAGAAGGAGGUGCGUGUGUGUGAGCCCUGCUUUGAACAGCUCAACAACCACCCCUCCCUCUCUCCCCCUCCUAGGAAAGCCGAAGGGAAGACGGGCAGCACCGGGCAGGCGGACCUCCCCCCUGAGUACCUGACCAGCCCUCUGUCCCAGCAGUCUCAGGUAGUGCCCACCGAAUCAGUGCCUCCUAAGAGAGAUGAAGCCGCGCUGCAGGAGGAGGAGGAGCUUCAGCUGGCCAUCGCUCUGUCUCAGAGUGAAGCUGAGGAGAAAGAGAGAAAGAAACAGAAGAUCCCAUACUCUGCCUAUCCCAAAGCUGAUCCCACCCCUGUGACUUCAUCUGCUCCGCCCGUGAGCAAUCUGUACUCCUCACCUGUGAAUUCAUCAGCUCCGUCUGCUGAAGAUGUGGAUCCAGAGUUGGCUCGCUACCUGAACAGAACUUACUGGGAGAAGAAACAGGAAGAGGUUCGGAAAAGUCCCACGCCCUCCGCUCCUGCUCCCGUGUCAUUGGCUGAGCCCGUCCCGGUCAGCCAACCCAUGGAGAGCCUCGCCCCAGUCCAACCCCUCAACAUAGUGGAGCAGCAGUAUCAGAACGGAGAAUCGGAGGAGAAUCAUGAACAGUUCCUGAAAGCUCUGCAGAAUUCCGUCACCACCUUCCUCAACCGCAUGAAGAGCAACCACAUGCGCGGCCGCAGCAUCACCAACGACAGUGCCGUGCUUUCUCUCUUCCAGUCCAUCAACAACAUGCACCCGCAGCUGCUGGAGAUUCUCAACGAGCUGGAUGAGAAGAGACUGUACUACGAGGGUCUUCAGGACAAACUGGCGCAAGUGCGAGACGCCCGUGCAGCUCUGAACGCUCUGAGAGAUGAGCACAGAGAGAAGCUGCGGCGUGAUGCAGAGGAGGCCGAGAGACAGAGACAGAUUCAACUCGCCCAGAAACUGGGGAUCAUGAGGCAGAAGAAACAGGAGUACCUGGAGAUGCAGAGGCAGCUGGCCAUUCAGCGGCUGCAGGAGCAGGAGAAGGAGCGACAGAUGCGUCUGGAGCAGCAGAAACACACCAUUCAGAUGAGAGCACAGAUGCCCGCCUUCUCUCUGCCUUACGCUCAGAUGCAGUCUCUGCCUCCUAACGUGGCAGGAGGGGUGGUGUAUCCCCCAGCUGGUCCUCCCAGUUAUCCAGGCACGUUCAGCCCCGCUGGCUCAGUGGAAGGGUCGCCCAUGCAUGGAGUCUACAUGAACCAGCCGGGCCAAACAGCUGCUGGUGGCCCAUACCAGGCCAUGCCUGUGUCAGCUACAGAUCCUAGCAUGGUGAACGCUUACAUGUACCAGACUGCAGGCACCGGCGGGCAGCCUGCAGCUCCCGGACAAGUCCCACCCACCAACACGCCUUCUUAUACCAAUUACCAACCCACACCCACGCAGGGCUACCAGAACGUGGUCUCUCAAGCUCAGAGUUUGCCCCCCAUGUCCCAGGCUGCGCCCACUAAUGGCAUUGCGUAUAUGGGCUAUCAGCCGUACAACAUGCAGAAUAUGAUGAGCGCUCUUCCAGGACAAGACCCCAACAUGCCUCCCCAACAGCCCUACAUGCCCGGGCAACAGCCAAUGUACCAGCAGAUGGCUCCCCCUGGUGGUCCGCAGCAGCAGUCACAACAGCAGCCACACCAGGCUCCUCCAGGCAGUGCAGAGGCUCAGCUCAUUUCUUUUGACUGAUAGCUUAUCGUAUACCUUCGCCCACCAAAUCCUGAAACUACAUUCAAGCCGCAAUUGCCCCGUAGCCUCUACCUGCUCUCGCUGUCACAAUGUGUAGAAACAUUGUAUAAGCAUUUGGCUGUCUAAUCCCCCAAUUACUGCCUCUACAUGAAGGAGAUACUACAGAUGGUGCUGGUGGGAAUCCUUUGCCUCUCAAUGUGAAUCUUAAAAGAACUUAGUCAUUUCAACUCAAUAUCAGAGGAAAGACAUUAAACAAUUUUCAUCGGGACAUUUUGCUUAUUUUAAGAUCAAUACGAUUUUUACAUUGAAAUAUGUUUUUGACUGUUUUGAAGCAUUUUCACCCCAAUACUUAAAUUGCCUAUAAGCUUGCCUUUAAGUUGAUUUAAUUUUAAAUGUAAAAUAAUGUAAUGUAACGAGAAUACGGUAACACACGUGCUGUUUUUGACAAAGAGAAUAUUGGGGGAAAAUUGUUAUGAAAAUAUUUCAAUGCAAAAAGUCUGAAUGAUUUUUGAAAAAUGGGUCUUGUUUAUUCUUGUGGUUUGUUUGAUUUUGGGUUGAAAUGUCGUCAAAAGAUUCACCCGACUAUAAACUCAUAUUCUCUGAUUUUUACCUUUUGAAACAAAGCUGGUGUGAAUUUAGUCACUCGUAUUACGGAGUACAAAUAACAUGAUAUGAAUCAAAAACACAUAACCAUGCUUUGUCUCAUAUUUUUCUAAGAGACGUUUGCAUGUGUACACGUGUUUUCAGAGGAGAGUGAAUAUGUAACAGCAGAUAUUGUGCUUUGAUCUAAUGAAGCUGUUUUUCUCUUCAGUUAAGGAGACCUGCUGGCUUUAGCAAAGAGAACAUUAGUGCUUGAGUUUUCAGCAUCAAUUCACUAAACUAAUGUAAUGUGACAUUCCAGUUCUGGUUUCCAAAUGUGUUCCAAAAGUCUAGAAAUACUUCAUACAAGCAAAUAGUCUGCAUUAGGAUUAGUGUCGUGGAAGCCUGGCUAAUUAUGUAAUGCACAUUAACAACCAAUGAGACAUCAACUUUACUUUGCAUAUUUGCUAUCUAUACAAAUUUAAUGUGCUGAUGUUUCCAAAUACUGCAUGUAAGUUUGCCAGUGUCUAGACGUCACAUUUGUCUUUUCUGUGAGGUUCUUUAUUGAAUCACAUAAUCGGGUCCAACUAGAGGAACUGACCUCAAUGCAUUCUUCAGUUACUAAUGAAUUGCAGUUGAAAACAGAUCAUUACAAGACAAAUGCAAGUGUGUUUUGUUAAAACCGUUGGCUUGUGGAUGGUUAUGAAGAGGUGUAAACAGCUUUUGGUGGAAGGUGAACACUGCAUGUUUGUAACAUACACCUCCUGGUGACUUCUGUAACCCCUUUAAUAUUAUCUAUGUUCCAUACUGAUUUACCUGGCUAAAAGUCUUUUUAAAAUCAUAUUUAAUAAAUAUCUUGUUCUUUUACUGGUCAAA